AAAAAAUGAAAACAACCAAACUGGGACCUGCUUUGGAUCAACCCAAACCAACAAAAUCCAGUCGAUCGUAACAACGUCCGAUUCAUCGCCGCCGACUCAUAUUACUCCUAUACCGGCGAGCACAACACACGGCGGAGAACAACCUUAGUUAACCACCGAUAUCAAAAUUCCACGAUGGAACAACUCCAAACACUGCCACCGCCUUCUCACCUCUCGCAUUCCGCACUUUCCUUCCUCGACCACAAGCUUCACACCGCAACUGUCCUCGCUGAAUCUCCCAAUUUCGUCGCCGAGCUUCAAACUCAGUGCUCUGAGUUGGAUCGGGCUCUUGCCGAGUUGACUCGGAGGCUCGGAGCAGGUCUUGCAGCAUAUGCGUCAUUUUCCGGUGAAAUUCACAGCCUCUUCGUUGGUGUUAACUCUAAAUUGAAUGAGUUAUCAGCUACGUGCUCCUCCGGCAUCGUGCCAGAUGGAGGAAGAGGCGAAGGAGAGGGUAAAGGUGGGAAAGGUUUCAGAGAAGAACUUGCGACUUUGGCGAAGGAAGUGGCUAGGUUGGAAACAGUUCGUGUUUAUGCAGAGACAGCACUGAAGCUUGAUACUUUGGUUGGUGAUAUCGAAGAUGCCGUAUCGUAUACCAUGAGCAAAAACAUAAGGAAACAUUCUUCUGACGAGAAUUCAGGCGAUAUGCGUUUGUUUGCUAUUAAAACACUAAAAAUGACAGAGGAAAUAUUGACUUCAAUUACAAAGAUGCACCCUCAAUGGAGACAUCUUGUAUCAGCAGUUGACCAUAGAGUAGAUCGAGCUCUAGCUAUUUUAAGACCUCAGGCAAUUGCUGAUCAUCGCUCACUUCUAGCUCUGCUUGGAUGGCCCCCAGCUCUGUCUGUAAUAGCUUCCCCGCACUCAGAUGCAAGGAGUGCAAAUCAAGUCUUGAAUCCUCUACAAAGCAUGCAAGCCGAUCAUAAGCUCAAGUAUUCAGAAAAUUUUCUUGCUCUGUGCAACCUACAGGAGUUGCAAAGGAAAAGGAAAUCUAGACAACUUGUGGGCCAUGAUAGGGAGGUUGCCCUACGACAACCACUCUGGGCAAUUGAAGAGCUUGUGAAUCCCUUAUCAUUGGCUUCCCAAAAGCAUUUUUCAAAAUGGGUUGAUAAGCCAGAAUUUAUUUUUACCCUCGUGUUUAAGAUCACAAGGGAUUAUGUUGACUCUCUGGAUGAAAUGUUGCAGCCAUUGGUUGAUGAAGCUAAGGUAGUUGGAUAUAGUUGCCGAGAAGAAUGGAUCUCAGCCAUGGUAACCUCUUUAUGCACAUACUUGGCAAAGGAAGUUUUCCCUAGUUACAUUACUCAACUAGAUGAAGAGAGUGUUACGGGUGUUCAGUCAUCCGCUAGAAUAUCAUGGCUGCACCUCAUUGACUUGAUGAUAGCUUUUGACAAAAGGAUUAUAUCUAUGGUAGAACAUUCUGGGAUUUUGUUAUCUUUAGAUGAUGAUAUCUUGCAGAGAGUUUCUUCUCUAUCUGUUUUUUGUGAUCGUCCAGAUUGGCUUAAUCUGUGGGCAGAAAUAGAACUUGGUGAUGCCCUAGAUAAGUUGAAACCAGACACCGAAAACGAGAGCAACUGGAAAAAGAAAAUUGAAAGUGUAGUUCUUUCAACAUGUACUGAUGAUCAUAAGUCUCCUCUGGUUUCCAGUGCCUUUGUUCGCCGUCUAGCAUCUAUUGUUGAACGCUGUCGGUCAUUGCCUAGUGUUACUUUGAGGUCGAAAUUUCUCAGGUUAGUUGGUGUGCCGAUUAUAAGAAAGUUUUUUGAUUCCAUACUUCUCCGCUGCCAAGAAGCUGAAGGGUUGACUGCCUUAACUGACAACGACGCUUUAGUUAAAGUUGCAAUUUCCAUCAAUGCUGCUCGUUACUUUGAAUCUGUUUUAAAGGAAUGGUCUGAGGAAGUCUUUUUCCUUGAGAUGGGAGUGAAUGAGGACGACAACAACGGAGAAUUACCAAGUAAUACAAAUAGGGAUCGUGACGGGUUACCAGAGAGUUCCAAUAGAAUUAUCUUUGACGAUGAGAUCAAAAAGAUGGAAGAGUUUAGAACAGAGUGGGUUGAAAAGAUAGCUGUAGUUAUUUUAAGAGGAUUUGAUGCGCGUUCUCGAGAAUAUCUGAAGAACAAAAAGCAAUGGCAAAAGAGUGAAGAAGGAUGGACAGUAUCAAAGACUUUAAUAGAGGCCUUGGAUCAUCUGCAAGGUAGAAUGUUGGUGGUAGAAGAAGGUUUGAACAGUAGGGAUUUUGUUGCGGUUUGGAGGGGUUUGGCAGCAGGAAUUGAUCGGUUAAUUUUUAACGGUAUUCUCCUUAGCAAUGCAAAGUUUCAUAAUGGCGGCGUUGAAAGAUUUGCUAGUGACCUGGAUGUUUUAUUUGGGGUAUUUGGGGCAUGGUGUUUGAGGCCAGAAGGUUUUUUUCCAAAAUCAAAUGAAGGUCUUAAGUUGUUGAAGAUGGAUGAAAAGAGAGUACAAGAAUGUAUGACAGGAGGGAAGAGAUGGUUGAAAGAUAACGGGAUUCGACAUUUAAGUGUAUCUGAAGCAGAGAAGAUUUUGAAGAACAGAGUAUUCACAAGUUGAAGCUUUUAGCUUAACUGGGCUAAGGGAUUUAAGUGUAUCUGAAAGCAGAAAUGAUUUUGAAGAACAGAGUAUACCAGUUGAAGCUUUUGGGUUACUGUUUUUUGCACAUGCAUAGUAGAAAUGGCAUAAAGAAGUGUGAAAGUCUAGAGGCUGUGAAUUCAAUUUUGCAAAUUUGGUUUUAAAAUUUAUUAUUCUUUUAGAAUAUGAGUGGUAAUUGCCUUAUAAAUCAAAUACCUCAAAUCUGGGUUAAGUUUGUUAUACUAUUUCUAUAUGCCAAUUAUACUGUAAAUUUGCCAUGAAGAUUGUGGAAAACUAUUCUCCUCAUCAUGUAAUUCAUCAUUUUUUAAACUGAAAUUUUAAGUUUGAAAUCAAAAUGAGUCUUGUGAAUAAGCAAUUCCCUUGUUUUAUAGUAUCUCAUAACCCAGGACAAUUUGUGCAUUAGGUACAUUUUGUGUGAACUUUGAGCUGUCUUGUAAUAUGUAGUGCAUUUGGAUUUCAAUCUUUGGAUUUUCAUAAAUUCGAGAGAAUUGGUAUGGGUGUAA
Lathyrus oleraceus (garden pea) is the source of this 3134-nucleotide messenger RNA. Its product is annotated as RINT1-like protein MAG2. Lineage: Eukaryota; Viridiplantae; Streptophyta; Magnoliopsida; Fabales; Fabaceae. The record is from RefSeq and is a predicted model, not a curated record. The coding region runs from base 175 to 2592 and encodes 805 amino acids. Gene Ontology annotation, biological process: regulation of ER to Golgi vesicle-mediated transport; endoplasmic reticulum to Golgi vesicle-mediated transport; retrograde vesicle-mediated transport, Golgi to endoplasmic reticulum. Gene Ontology annotation, cellular component: Dsl1/NZR complex. The transcript is spliced from 4 exons.